Messenger RNA from Diaporthe citri, 1410 nucleotides. RefSeq lists its product as uncharacterized. Gene Ontology annotation, molecular function: glucan endo-1,3-beta-D-glucosidase activity; 1,3-beta-glucanosyltransferase activity. Lineage: Eukaryota; Fungi; Ascomycota; Sordariomycetes; Diaporthales; Diaporthaceae. The transcript has 3 exons. The coding region runs from base 1 to 1410 and encodes 469 amino acids. Gene Ontology annotation, cellular component: fungal-type cell wall; cell surface; extracellular region. The record is from RefSeq and is a predicted model, not a curated record. Gene Ontology annotation, biological process: cell wall organization.
AUGCUCGGUCAAUCCUCUUUGGUGGCCCUCGUCGCCGCCACUCCUGCCUUGGCCGUGUACCAGGGCUUCAACUAUGGCUCUACCUUCACCACCGGCGCUGCCAAGGUUCAGAGCGACUUUGAGGCCGAGUUCAAGACUGCCCAGGGACUGAUCUCUGCCCCUGGUGUCUUCAACUCCGCCCGCCUCUACACCACAGUCCAAGGCGGCACCUCCAACAGUCCCAUCCAGGCCAUUCCGGCGGCGAUCAGCACCAAGACCUCCCUCCUGCUGGGCCUGUGGGCCUCGGCCGGGGACGCCAACUUCGCCAACGAGAUCGCCGCCCUCAAGUCCGCCAUCGGCACCUACGGCACCCAGCUCGGCGGCCUCGUCGCCGGCAUCUCUGUUGGCUCUGAGGAUCUCUACCGUAUCUCGCCCACCGGCAUCCUCAACAAGGAGAACCCUGGCGUGGGCCCUGAUGUUCUCGUCGGCUACAUCAAGCAGGUCCGGGAUGCCAUCGCUGGCACGCCUCUGUCCGGGGUGCCUGUCGGUCACGUCGAUACGUGGACUGCUUGGGUCAACGCGUCCAACGAUGCCGUGAUUUCAGCAUCCGACUGGCUCGGCGUCGACGCCUACCCCUACUUCCAGACCACAAUGGCGAAUUCCAUCGCGAACGGCCCGGCCCUCUUCAACGACGCAUUCGGCCAGACCAAAGCCGCCGCCAAAGGCAAGGAGGUCUGGGUGACGGAGACCGGGUGGCCCGUCAGCGGUCCCGCCGGGAACCUCGCCGAGGCCAGCACGGCCAACGCAAAGACGUACUGGGACGACGUCGGCUGCGAGACCCUGUUCGGCAAGACCAACACCUGGUGGUACACGCUCCAGGACGCUUCGCCCGACACGCCCUCCCCUAGCUUCGGGGUCGUCGGCAGCACCCUGUCCACCACGCCGCUCUACGACCUCUCGUGCAACGCCUCAUCAUCGUCCUCUUCCUCGUCGGCGGCCUCCGGCAGCACGGCCACGGCAUCUGGUGGCGGUGGUGCUGCGACGGGCGUUUCUUCGGCUGCUGCCACGGCCAGCGGCGCAGAUGGCGGCUCCCCUGGUAUCUCCGCGGGCGCCGGUAGCGUCGUGACCGUGGGCGGCACCGGUGCGGGCGGUGCUGGUGGCGCGACCGCUACCCUGCCUGGCACCCCAACGAACCCCACCGGCGCCGGCUCUGGAUCGGGCGGCUCAGGAAGCGGCGGCUCUGGCUCUGGCUCAGGCUCUGGAGGCUCUGGAUCUGGGUCUGGCUCUGCUGGCGGAAACGGGACCGUUACCGGCGGGAACGGCUCUCCAUCUGCCAGCACGACCGCUGUGAUCACCAACGCUGCGCCUGCGAACUUGGUCUCCUUCGGCGCUGCGUUCGUUGCCCUGCUUGCGGCGUGCAUGAUCCUCUAA